ACCAGCAACGAUGUCGGAAUUUGCACCAGUCAUCGUCAUUGACGGCAAGGGACACUUGCUCGGUCGCUUGGCCAGCACUGUCGCCAAGCAGCUCCUGAACGGCCAGAAGAUCGUUGUUGUCCGCUGCGAGGCCCUCAACAUCUCUGGAGAGUUCUUCCGCGCUAAGCGUACGUCCACCAUCCAUCGCACGAACUCGAUCUACCUCCGCACACCGAACGCUCUUCCGAACAUCAAUCUGGCGGCCAUCUACCAGGCUUUCCUGCGCAAGCGAACGCGUUACAACGCUUCCCGUGGUGGUCCCUGGCACUACCGCGCUCCCUCCAAGAUGUUCUGGCGCACCGUCCGUGGCAUGAUCCCUCACAAGACUGCCCGUGGUGCCGCCGCUCUGGAGCGCCUGAAGACCUUCGAUGGUGUUCCUCCCCCUUACGACCACAAGAAGCGCAUGGUCGUUCCCCAGGCCCUCCGUGUCCUCCGCCUCAAGCCCGGCCGCAAGUACUGCACCGUCGGCAGACUCGGCCACGAGUUCGGCUGGAAGUACCAGGACGUUGUCGCCAGACUCGAGGAGCGCAGAAAGGUCAAGGGUGCCGCCUACUACGAGCGCAAGAAGGCCGCUCGCCGUUCGCUGGCCGAGGCCCAGAAGACCGCCAAGGUCGACGAGAAGGUUGUCUGCUUUAGCAGCUCAAUUCCUACCAUCACCAUUCUCUUCACGAAAAGUCGAAAUCUGCAACAACCAUCAACUCUCACCUACCUUCUUCCUCCCACGCGCAGCAAUCAUCGAACCGGAUCAAUCUAUCAUGUCACUGCAAACAAGAAGGUUCUGCGACGAAGCUAUCAGGAAUUUGCAGAUCGUGCCAGAGGCCUUGCAUACUACCUGAGACGUCAUGGGUAUAAGCGAGUAGGCAUUCUUUGUCCCAACACACCUGCGUUUUUGGAGGCCAUCUUUGGAAUCGCAGCUGCAGGAUCAGUCAACGUCGGCGUCAACUACCGGUUGCAAUCGGGAGAUAUCACUUACAUAUUUGAGCAUUCCGAGGUAGACAGCAUCAUCGUUGAUGCCGAGUUUGUUCAUCUUUUGGACAACUUCAGAGCGGCGCAUCCUGAGAUCAAGAUCAUAGUUGAUACCGAUACGGAUGCUACGGAAGGACAACUUUCUGGUCCGUUCGAUGAAGCGGUCCUCGAAGGCCUGAAAUACGACAUCGAGACUGGUUCUAGAGGUUGGGCAGAUCUUGAACACACUACUCCGGACGAGAACUCUCUGUUAGCAUUGGCAUAUACUUCGGGAACCACGGCACGUCCCAAAGGUGUGAUGUAUACACACAAGGGUGCCUACCUAGCAGCUCUCGCAAACAUUGUCGAGUCUGGUCUUAACUAUCAUGGGUCGCAACGCGCACACUAUCUCUGGACACUGCCAAUGUUCCAUGCUAUGGGUUGGACUUUCCCAUGGUCUGUCACAGCUGUUCGUGGUACUCACUACUGUUUGAGAAAGAUUGAUUAUCCAGAAAUCUGGCGUCUCCUGAAAGAGGAAGGAAUCACUCACAUGAACUCAGCCCCAACUGUGAACACGCUUUUGUGUAACGACCCUAGGGCUGAACGACUAGAGAACCCGGUGAGGGUGACCGUCGCUGCAAGUCCGCCUUCGGCUCAUCUGUUCAAGACCAUGGAGAACUUGAAUUUGCAACCAGUGCAUACGUAUGGUCCCAUCACCAAAGGUUACCACAUGCAGACGUGGAGUCAGCUUCCUGGAGACGAAAAGUAUGCCAAGAUGGCCCGUCAAGGUCAUGGCUUUGUCACUUCCAUGCCUGCACGCGUGAUCAAGACAGACGUUCCAGACGACCAUAUCGAAGACGUCGAGAAGAACGGCAAAGAUAUCGGUGAGAUUGUGUUCUAUGGCAACAUCUGCGCGAAAGGCUAUUACAAGGACGACGAGGCCACCAGAAAACUGUUUGCUGGUGGAGUCUUGCACACUGGUGAUCUCGCUGUUAUGCAUGAAGACGGUGCCAUUCAAAUCCUUGACCGGGCCAAGGAUAUCAUCAUCUCAGGUGGAGAAAACAUCUCUAGUGUCGCUCUAGAGUCCAUGCUAGUAACUCACCCAGAGAUACUUGAGGCAGCAUGCGUGGCAGUGCCCGAUAGCCAUUGGGGCGAACGUCCACUAGCCUAUGUCACUGCAAAGAAAGAAGGCCUUAGAGGUGAGGAAGUAAUUGAUUGGGCCAGGAACCUGAGCAGCAUCAGCCGGUUUAUGGUUCCCAGGGAAGUCGUCAUAGUCGCAGAGUUGCCAAAGACGAGCACAGGAAAGCUGAAGAAGAAUGAGUUGCGAGAAUGGGCCAAGAAGGGGCAGAAGGGGGUG
Messenger RNA from Aureobasidium uvarum, 2341 nucleotides. NCBI's taxonomy places the organism in Eukaryota, Fungi, Ascomycota, Dothideomycetes, Dothideales, Saccotheciaceae. The record is from the annotation of a GenBank genome assembly.